Molecule: messenger RNA, 1278 nt
Organism: Equus caballus (horse)
Lineage: Eukaryota; Metazoa; Chordata; Mammalia; Perissodactyla; Equidae
Gene: OR3A2D
Product: olfactory receptor family 3 subfamily A member 2D
Biological process (GO): G protein-coupled receptor signaling pathway
Cellular component (GO): membrane
Molecular function (GO): G protein-coupled receptor activity; olfactory receptor activity; odorant binding
Source: RefSeq, a predicted model, not a curated record
UAAAUAAAUUUAAUGGACUUACACCUCCCCUCCUGGGACAUUUCCUUACAGGGACUCAUGGAUCCAGAAUCUGGGAACAACAAGACAGCUGUUGCUGAGUUCAUUCUAUUGGGCUUGGUACAAAGUGAAAAGCUGCAGUCUGUGGUCUUUGUGCUCUUCCUUUUUGUCUACCUGGUCACAGAUGGGGGCAACCUCAGUAUUCUGACAGCCACCUUGGUGGAACCCAAACUCCACACCCCCAUGUACUUCUUCCUGGGGAAUCUAUCAGUGCUGGAUGUUGGGUGCAUCACCGUCACUGUUCCCUCAAUGUUGGGUCGUCUCUUGUCCCACAAGCGUACAGUUUCCUAUGGAGCCUGCCUCACACAGCUCUUCUUCUUCCACCUCCUGGCUGGAAUGGACUGCUUCCUGUUGACAGCCAUGGCCUAUGACCGAUUCCUGGCCAUCUGCCGGCCCCUCACCUAUAGCACCCGCAUGAACCAGGCAGUCCAGUGGAUAUUGGUGGCUGUGUCCUGGGCCUGUGCCUUCAUCAAUGCACUGACCCACACUAUUGCCCUAACUACUCUCAAAUUCUGUGGUCCUAAUGAGGUCAAUCACUUCUAUUGUGACCUCCCACAGCUCUUCCAGCUCUCCUGCUCCAGCACUCAACUCAAUGAGCUGCUGCUCUUUGCCGCAUGUUUCAUAAUGGCGGGUGUAGCUAUGGUUCUCAUCAUCACCUCCUACAUCCACGUGGCAGCUGUAGUUCUUCAGAUCCAUUCAGUGGAGGGUAGGAAGAAGGCCUUCUCCACGUGUGGCUCCCACCUCACUGUGGUUUGCCUCUUUUACGGGACAGGAGCAAGUGUCUAAAUUGAGCUCACACUCAAGGGAUGGGAUUGUACAAGGACAUGAACUCCAGGAGUAGGAAUCAUCCAGAUCCAUUCUAGAAGCCGACACACCCACAAUCUACAAGCCCGUCAGGUGAAUGGAUAUGAAUGGAAUACGAAUCAGAAGUAGAAAUGAUCAAACUACUGAAAUUCACAACAACAUGAAUAAAUUUAAAAAAUAUUGUGCUCUUUGGAAGAAGUCAGACACAAAUGAUUUCAUCUGUCUGAAAUUCUAGAAAAUGUGAACUAACCUACAGUGAAAGAAACAGCUCUGUGGCUGCCUGGGUCCUGAGGUGGAAGGAAGGAUAUUAACAAAGGACCAGGAAACUUACCAGUGAGGAAAAUGUUCUGCAUUUUGAUUGUGGUGGAAGGUACACUAGUAUAUACAUCUGCCAAAACUCAUCAAAUUGUGUUCUGU